Messenger RNA from Trichoderma reesei QM6a, 2955 nucleotides. RefSeq lists its product as uncharacterized. The record is from RefSeq and is a predicted model, not a curated record. The transcript has 5 exons. Gene Ontology annotation, cellular component: nucleus. Bases 1 to 2955 code for a protein of 984 amino acids. Lineage: Eukaryota; Fungi; Ascomycota; Sordariomycetes; Hypocreales; Hypocreaceae.
AUGGCCAAGCACUCGAAAAAGGCCAAAGGGCCGCAGCGCCCUCAGCUUGAUGCGGCUGAGCUCCAGAACGGCAUGAGCCGGAUCGCCUCCCAGAUCGAGGCCAAGCUCAACGGCAACCCCUACAAGCGAAAGAAUCCGCCCACGGAAGCCUCUGGGAAGCAGAAGCAGCAGAAGCAGCGGAAGCAGCGCGACGCCGAGGCUGCGCCGCCCGCGAAAGGCUCCAGCCCCGACGAUGAGGCCCUGCUGGCUGAGAUCAAGGCCCUGGGAGGCGACGAGGAUGACUGGCGCCUGAUCAAUGAGGUCGCUUCGGACGAUGAGGCGAUUGCUUCCGAGUCAAAGGCGCCCGUGGACAAGCGCUUGAAGGACGAGCUGGCCGCUUUGUCAAAGGAGCUCGGCUUUUCUGCGCUUGCGCCGGCAGAUGCUAGCGACGAGGAGGAAGAAGAGGACGAGGACGAGGACGGGGACGAGGACGAGGAAGAGGAAGAUGACGACGAGGACGAGGAGCAGGACAAUGAGCCCAAAGAAAAGGGCCCCAAGGAGAAUGACAUGCGACGUGUCGAAGGCCUGAUCUUCGAGCCGCGCGCAGACUGGCACGCUGCGAGACUCGCCGCCCUGCCGAUGCCUACGGUAGACGACGUUGGCCCCUUUAUGUCGGCCAUCAAUUCGCUCAAGGAGCAUGGAAAAUACCUGCUGGAGACGGAGGCGGCCAAAUACAGAACGACCAUCUUUGCGUCCUCGUCCCACAAGUUCCUUGCCACCAUCAUGACGUCCGGUACCCUUACCGACAAGAUUUCCGCCCUCACCCUGGCUUGUCAAGAAUCUCCCGUCCACAACAUCCGCGCAUUCGACUCCCUGAUGAACCUGGCCUCCAAGAAGAGCCGAGCGCAAGCCAUUGGAGCCAUAGGGGCCCUCGUGGAUAUGCUAGGCCCUGGCACGCUGCUGCCGUCGGACAGGAGGCUGAAGACGUUCCAAGCGCAACCAGGGCUCCUGGGCUCACUUCAGCGGGCCUCCGUCAAGACCUGGGCGCCGAGCCAGCCAUUACCCGGGAAGAUUACACAGGCGCACCUGAUUUCUUGGGCAUACGAAGACUGGUUGAAGGAGACCUACUUCAAGAUUAUUCAGCUCUUGGAGGUCUGGUGCUCUGACGAGAUUGAGUAUUCCCGAAUGAGGGCCGUUGACUUUGUCUACGCCUUGCUCAAGGACAAGCCGGAGCAGGAAUCAAACCUCCUCACCCUCCUGGUGAACAAGCUCGGCGAUCGCGAUCGCAAGAUCUCGUCACGGGCGUCAUAUCUUCUCCUCCAGCUGCAAAACUCUCACCCUGGCAUGAAGCCAGUCAUUGUACGAACAGUGGAACAGGAGAUCCUGCUCCGCCCCUCGCAAGACUAUCGCGCACGCUACUACGCCAUCAACACUCUCAACCAAACUAUUCUCUCGAGCAAGGAGCCCGCCUUGGCCGAGUCUCUGCUUCGUAUCUACUUUGACCUUUUUGCCACGAUCCUCAAGACGGGAAAGCUUGGUAUGCCGAUAGAAGACGAGUCCGGCAAGCCGAAGAAGAAUGGCAAGGGUCCUUCAUCUGGGGGGAAACCAGCCGGCCAGAAGAAGCCGGCAGCCGCUUCAGUCCCAGAGACCGAGGCAGCUGACAAGCUCGUUUCCGCCCUGUUGACUGGUGUCAACCGUGCUGCUCCAUUUGUGGGCACCAACGACAUGAUCAUGGAGCGCCAUCUUGACACACUCUUCAAGAUUGCGCACUCAUCCAACUUCAACACCGGCAUCCAGGCCUUGCUGUUGAUCCAGCACCUUUCCGCGGCGAGAAACCUCGGAAGCGACCGUUUCUACCGGACGCUGUACGAGUCGCUGCUUGACCCUCGUCUCAUCACCUCUUCGAAGCAAGCUCUGUACCUGAACCUGCUGCUGCGCGCGCUGAAGAACGAUGUUGAUGUGCGAAGGGUCAAGGCGUUUGCCAAGCGAAUGCUGCAGGUCGCCGGCCUUCACCAGCCCCCCUUUAUCUGCGGCUUGCUAUAUGUCAUCUCUCAUCUGAGGCAGACAUUCCCAGACCUUUCGACUUUGGUCGAGUCGCCGGAAGAGUCCGUGUUUGACGACGAGGAGCCUGAGAACCGACCGACGUACGAUGGGCGGAAGAGGAACCCGGAGCACAGCAACGCCCACAGAAGUUGCCUGUGGGAAGUGAUUCCGAUCCAGAGCCACUUCCACCCUGCUGUCAGCAAAUUUGCCUCUUCACUGUUGGAUAGGAAGCAGAAGAUGCUCAAGCCCGAUAUGGAGAGCCACAGCCUCAUCCGAUUCUUGGACAAGUUUGUCUACAGGAACGCAAAGGCUACCGAUUCACGCGGUGCGUCCAUCAUGCAGCCCCUCAAGGCCGCCAAGGACAUUGGAGACAUCUGGCUGGGCAGCGGGCGGACCAGCGCGUCCACGACACAAGUCAACUCGGCCGCCUUUUGGAACAAGAAGCCCGAGGACGUUGCUGCGGAGGACGUCUUCUUCCACAAGUACUUCCAGCACGUCGCCAAGGAGGGCAAGGAGUCUACCAAGAAGAAGGCUUCAGCGGCCGGCGAAGACGGUGAAGAGGAUGCGGAGGAGGACGAGAUCUGGAAGGCGCUGGUCAAUGCCCAGCCCGACAUUGACGAGGAUGCCUCUGAUGCUGGGUUCGACGACAUGGACGACCUGGACAUGGCUUCCGACGACGAUUCCUCGCCCGCCCUGUCGCUCGACGGGGACGAUGAUGAUGACGACGAGGAUGACGUUAGCGUGGAGUUUGGCGACGAGGACGACGAGGAAGCAUCCGACGACGACGACGGCCUGGUCGCUCCGGACGUGCCCGACGAAGACGAGGAGAAGGGCGACAAGCGCAAGGCACGGAGAAAGAUGCUCAAGGGCCUGCCCACGUUUGCAUCCGUGGACGAUUACGCGGAGCUCUUGGCUGGAGAGGAGGACUUGUAG